UUUGGUGUUUGAGUUGAGAGUAGGGAGGGAGGCAAGGCAAGGGUUGUAAUGUUAUCCACAAGGACCAAGAGAAGCUAAUAAUUAGUGAAGCCAUGGAAAUGAGCAGCUCUGCACUCGUCUCCUUUUCUGCUUGUUCUCACCUGACAAAACCUCAAUUCUUCUCCUUCAAUUCCAUCUCUUUGUUAUCUUCCACUUGUUCUUCUUCUACAAAUAUUAUAUCCACUCUUAAUUUUAGUAAUAACAAUAGUAAUUCACCAAGAUUUACGUUCCUUCGCACUAACGCCAUUGCUCUCCAUGCUCUCACCACUCCUGUUUCUCAACAAAAUGAUGACAAUGAUGAUAGUAAACAGCUGCCCCACUUGCCUAAAGUUGAUAAGAGCGGAAGGUUUUGCAGUCCCAGAGCCGCCCGAGAACUUGCUCUGUCUAUUCUAUAUGCUGCCUGCCUACAAGGUUCCGAUCCUGUUCGUCUUUUUGAGAAGCGUGUAAAUGCUAGAAGAGAGGCAGGAUAUGAAUUUGAUAAAGCGGCAUUGAUGGAGUAUAAUCAUAUGAGCUUUGGUGGACCCCCGGUUUCUGCAGAUACUAUUGAAGAAGCUGACAGGCUUAUGCAAUGUGAUAUGAAGGUAUCUGAAGUGGAAGCAGAGGUCCUUUCAGCUCCUCCAAAGUUGGUCUACAGCAAACUAAUCUUACGCUUUACACGAAAACUGUUGGUGGCAGUUGUUGAGAGCUGGGAUAGUCACGUGCUUGUGAUUGACAAAGUCGUCCCACAGAACUGGAGGAAUGAACCAGCUGGCAGAAUAUUGGAGCUUUCUAUUCUUCACCUAGCUAUGGCUGAUAUAUCAGUAUUAGGCACACGCCACCAAAUUGUGAUUAAUGAGGCUGUUGAUCUCGCAAAACGCUUCUGUGAUGGGGCAGCUCCUCGCAUAAUCAAUGGAUGCCUCAGAACAUUUGUAAAGGAUCUUGAAGAAACAGGUGUUCAACAGGGUUUAGUAGCUAAGCAGACCAAUUAAGCUUUAUAUUAGGAUUAGAUAAAGUUGCCUAUCCGUUUUCAACUUGAGGACAAGAUGAAAAUCUUAUAUUAAAGAAUCACAAGAGUGAAAUACGAUUUCACCUUGAAGCGAAUUCCUCCUGAUAAGAGUUAAGGCUACAAGUCUACAAGACUACCACCAAGUGUAAGCUUGCAACAGGAGUUGGUGAUACUUGAGGUGUUGUAUAUUUUGGUGGUAAAUGCAUUUGGAAAAUGGACAUGUUGAUGUUGUAAUUCAGGCUUUCAGUGUAGUUAAUAUAGCUUUUGGAAUUCCGAUGUAAGUGAUUCAUACAUAUAUAUAGAUUUAGAGAUGGAAUCAGGCAGCA
This is a messenger RNA of Daucus carota subsp. sativus, 1350 nucleotides long. RefSeq lists its product as uncharacterized. Gene Ontology annotation, molecular function: RNA binding. Gene Ontology annotation, biological process: DNA-templated transcription termination; regulation of DNA-templated transcription. The record is from RefSeq and is a predicted model, not a curated record. Bases 93 to 1007 code for a protein of 304 amino acids. Gene Ontology annotation, cellular component: chloroplast. Lineage: Eukaryota; Viridiplantae; Streptophyta; Magnoliopsida; Apiales; Apiaceae. The transcript is spliced from 7 exons.